AUGAACGGAAAUAUAUCAUCACGUAAUAUGAAUGCCAUACGUUAUCCCAACAGUAACGGAAUCUCUCCGUUAAAAAUAUCGCCAAAUAUGACAAAUACAGCGAAUAUAAGCCAAUUAUCAAAUGCCAAACAACCACUUCUGGAUAUCUCGCGAACGGCAACCAACUUACAAACUAGUCCUCAACUCAACGGUUCCCGAUUGGGACCCCACUCUCCAAAAGCCAGUAAUGACUAUUCAAACAGUGAUUCUGUAAUCAGUGAACACGGACUCCACGAAGUGUUGGCCUCAUUGGCACUCAUGUGUCUCUUAUCACUAUUGAUGGCAUUCUUAGCCCUUUUCUUUCUGCAGCGGACGUGUCCUAUAAGUGGACUGACAGACGGUUCAGAUAAUGUGGAAAACGGUUCCAAAGUUGUUCACAAAAAUCACAACAGAAUCGUUAGCACUCCUAAAGAAUAUCAUCGCGUCUUUCAAAUAUCAGUUUCAUUGAGUACUUUAACCAUAUCUUUAGACCUCUGCUGUCUGUUUGUGUCAUGCAUUCAAUUUUUAUCUGCCGUUAAAUUAAUGAAAACCCCAUUUGGCAAAAAACGAACAUUUGAAUUUCUAAAGAAGACAUCGCAUAUCCGAGUGGCAGCUGUCGGCGCUUUCCUCAUCUCAAUCCCCAUCUUCUUCACCGGGGUAAUUCUGUUUACUUUCGUAAACUUCGAUGAAGUGCCAGCUCUGGCCACUAGUGUUAUCAUAGGGUUAGCCAUAGUUUUCUGUGGAAUUGCUUCCGUCCAAAAUGUAUAUCUAUGGCAGUGGGAGAAAACGAAAGCGAGUCAAGAAAUGUCUGAAAGUCGUAUCAUUCACUUAAGAGAUUCCGGUUAUCUACCAACCAUUGAAUUGUCAACUUUGGUUUGA
Oppiella nova is the source of this 897-nucleotide messenger RNA. The record is from the annotation of a GenBank genome assembly. NCBI's taxonomy places the organism in Eukaryota, Metazoa, Arthropoda, Arachnida, Sarcoptiformes, Oppiidae.